Messenger RNA from Melanotaenia boesemani (Boeseman's rainbowfish), 2575 nucleotides. RefSeq names its product DET1 partner of COP1 E3 ubiquitin ligase (gene det1). The transcript has 9 exons. The record is from RefSeq and is a predicted model, not a curated record. Gene Ontology annotation, biological process: positive regulation of proteasomal ubiquitin-dependent protein catabolic process; protein ubiquitination. The coding region runs from base 365 to 2020 and encodes 551 amino acids. Gene Ontology annotation, molecular function: ubiquitin-like ligase-substrate adaptor activity; ubiquitin protein ligase binding. Gene Ontology annotation, cellular component: cullin-RING ubiquitin ligase complex; nucleus. NCBI's taxonomy places the organism in Eukaryota, Metazoa, Chordata, Actinopteri, Atheriniformes, Melanotaeniidae.
CGUCUCAGUAACAACAAACACGGCAGCUCCUACACCAGCACCAGACACGCUCCAAGCUUUUGAAUCAUUCGGGACCAGAGAAUGCUCAUGGUUAACUUUGCCGUUAAUUUUAGACGUUACAAAAUAAAUUAAGCGGGAUAUUUAUGUCUUAAUGGAGACAAAAGCUGUGAAGUGGUAGCAAACUCGCUGUGUCCGCGAGCCCAUCAGCCAAAACUUCACUCCCCUUUGCAACACAAGCAGAUGAACUUGGAGGAGUCACAAAGAUUUCUCAUAAAGGAAGCCAGUAACAGGAUUGUGAUGAGUCUGUAUUCAUCACCCGUCUAACUACCUACUAAGGAGGGGUUUUAGACUUCAAGUCUCUACGAUGGAUGAGGAUACCCCAACUCUGAAGCCCAGGCGCAUCCAGAAUCAGAAUGUGAUCCAUCGUCUUGAGAAACGAAGGAUCUGCUCUGGUCGACCUGGAGCUCACUGGUACAGAGUGCGCUGCUUCCACCAGAACGUAUUCCCUAACUUCACUGUGGUCAACGUGGAGAAACCACCAUGCUUCCUCAGGAAGUUCUCACCAGAUGGACGCUGCUUCAUUGCCUUCUCUUCUGACCAGACAUCUCUGGAGAUUUAUGAAUACCAAGGCUGUCAGGCGGCUCAGGACCUGCUGAGAGGUCAGGAAGGAGAAACUCUUCUAACAGCAAAUGACCAGCGCUCCCUCAACAUCCGAGGCCACUUGUUUGAGCGCUUCUUCUCUUUGCUUCAUGUCACUAACGUGGCAUCAAAUGGAGAGCACCUUAACCGGGAGUGCAGCCUCUUCACAGACGACUGCCGCUAUGUCAUCGUCGGGUCGGCUGUUUACGUUCCAGAGGAGCCACCGCCAUACUUCUUUGAGGUGUAUCGCAACAAUGAAUCUGUGACUCCCAACCCUCGGUCUCCUUUAGAAGACUACUCUCUCCACAUCAUCGACCUCCACACCGGCCGGCUGUGCGACACCAGGUCUUUUAAAUGUGACAAGAUCAUCCUGUCACACAACCAAGGUCUCUACCUCUAUAGGAACAUCCUGGCUGUGCUGUCGGUCCAGCAGCAGACCAUCCACGUGUUUCAGGUGACUCCUGAAGGAACAUUUCUGGAUGUAAGGACUAUUGGUCGCUUCUGUUACGAGGAUGACCUCUUGACUCUUUCAGCUGUGUAUACAGAAGCUCAGGCAGAGAGCCAGCCUGGCUUCCCUCGCUUGUACACCGAUAAAACCAUCAACUCCCUCAAACACAGGCUGCUGGUCUACCUGUGGAGGAGGGCAGAGCAGGAUGGCAGCGCUACUGCCAAGAGGAGGUUUUUUCAGUUUUUUGAUCAGCUGAGAAGGUUGAGGAUGUGGAAGAUGCAGCUGCUGGACGAGCAUCACCUCUUCAUUAAAUACACUAGCGAAGAUGUGGUCACACUCAGAGUCACAGACCCCUCGCAGCCUUCGUUCUUCGUCGUGUACAACAUGGUGUCCACUGAGGUGCUAGCCGUCUUUGAGAACACCUCCGACCAGCUGCUGGAGCUGUUUGAGAAUUUCUGUGACCUGUUCAGAAAUGCCACGCUGCACAGCCAGGCUGUCCAGUUUCCCUGCUCUGCCUCAUCCAAUAACUACGCACGGCAGGUCCAGCGAAGAUUUAAAGACACCAUAGUGAACGCCAAAUAUGGCGGCCACACUGAGGCGGUACGCCGGCUGCUUGGUCAGCUGCCCAUCAGCGCCCAGUCGUACAGCAGCAGCCCUUACCUCGACCUCUCCCUCUUCAGCUAUGAUGACAAGUGGGUGUCGGUGAUGGAGAGGCCCAAGACCUGCGGAGACCACCCCAUCAGGUUUUACGCGCGAGACUCUGGCCUGUUAAAGUUUAAGAUCCAGGCGGGCCUGCUUGGACGGCCGGUUAAUCACACCGUUCGUCGCCUGGUUGCCUUCACCUUUCACCCUUUUGAACCUUUUGCCAUCUCGGUCCAGCGCACCAACGCAGAGUACGUGGUCAACUUCCACAUGCGACACGUCUGCGCAUGACGAGCAAGCGUACGGAGGACAAACCGCAGGCUUCUGUUAGCAGCUGCUGGUAACAACACAACAAACAUGUUCUCCAUCAGGAGCCACAAAACACUUCCUCCUCACCUCCUGAGAAACCACUGCUCCUCUCCUCUUUCGUUCACCAUCACUCCGGUCACUCCACCUCUGCCCCUCGUCCUCCUCAGCGAGAAGGCAGCAAUUCUGCUUUUUCUUUUUUACCUCCUCUUCCCCCCCUUCCUCUGCAAAACAAAGAGGGGCUUGUAGGGAGGAGAGGCUGGAAUAAGUGGAGAUGGAGAUGUGAAGAGAGUGAUUGAUGUGUCACGGAGGAGGGAGCCGCAGGUAGCCGUACCUCUUAGAAGGAGCCAGAGGUAUUUUCUUUAUCCUGCCGUGCACAUUCAUGUCAGAAAAGCAUAUCCAGCUGCUCCUCAACCAGCUCUCUGACAAACUUUCUUUUUCUCACAUGGAUGGAGGGAGAGGUAAUUUAAUUUUAUAUUGUUUUUAUUAUUAUUUUUUAUGCUUGUACAUAUUCUGUGCCAAUAAAACUGCCACAUUUUG